Messenger RNA from Echinococcus granulosus, 3591 nucleotides. Its product is annotated as Transient receptor potential cation channel subfamily M member. NCBI's taxonomy places the organism in Eukaryota, Metazoa, Platyhelminthes, Cestoda, Cyclophyllidea, Taeniidae. The transcript is spliced from 3 exons. The record is from RefSeq and is a predicted model, not a curated record. Gene Ontology annotation, biological process: calcium ion transmembrane transport. Bases 1 to 3591 code for a protein of 1196 amino acids. Gene Ontology annotation, molecular function: ligand-gated calcium channel activity; protein binding. Gene Ontology annotation, cellular component: membrane.
AUGCAGCUAAGGAAAGAGGACUCCCGCGAUCUCAUUGAAAAUCGUGGCGCGGACAUUCACGAAAGCGACAAUCAUGGCCGCCUUCCAAUCCACGUGGCUGCAACCUACGGUAGGCCCUCUGUUCUAUCCUACCUCAUUGAAGCCUACUCGCAUCGUCUACGACCCUCAGCCAUUCCAAAAGUCUUCCUCGACGCAAUAGCCGAGUUAAAUGAAUCGGAUGAGGAUCACGAUUCCCUGAUUCUGGAUGUGAAUACUACUGCUGGUAGAAAUAAUGAGGAUCCCUCAAAACUGGCCAAAAUUGCUGCUGCUGCCAACUACCUUGACAAUCUUCAACGAACUCCUCUUCAUUGUGCCAGCUCCGAAGAAGCUGUAAACGACUAUCCAGAGUGUAUUUCCAUCCUCUUGCAAUCCGGCGGCGACCCGAUGCUUCGAACACUUCAAGGGAAAACCGCCCUGGAUCUCGCCUACGAAGCCGGACGUGCUAAGGUCCUCAUCGACAUAAUGCCUACAGCUAUGAUGGUGGAAUUAUUGAUGCGAAUUAAUGAUGUAGUGCCUCGAAGUGUUCGACAGAAGUACAGUGAAAAUAUCUCAACCAAAAGAACUCGCGAAUCCCCCUCGGUGUCUAUUCAACAACUAAAUCGAAAAGUCAGUGUCAGUGCACCAAGAAGUUCUCUCAUUCGACGACAUCCUGCCGUAGGACCAACCGAUGGAAAGGAGGAUAAUGUAAAUAACGUGGCAAUUUGGCGGAAAAUUCUUCUCAAUGAUGAUAUAGAAAUGUUGGAGUCCUGGCGGGAUUCCCUCCUCUGGUGUCAAGAGGAUCCAGGCUACUUGAAAAAGCGAAAAGAGAUUCGUGGAAGGGCCUUAAAGAAGAGUUUUCUAUUAGAUAAGCCCUCACCAAUGGAUUUUGAGACCUCCCAGGGUUUAACAGCCUUUCAGAGGUCUGAACUCUUCUUCGACUGCUAUGAGAACGGAACCGGUGUGCAUUCCUACAUUCAAUCCAACUUUGCAAUAAAUAUCAAAGCGCAUGACUUCCUUACAGUUCUACGAUCCCUGACCGGUCUGGUGGUGUUUGAACAACUCAUGGUGGAUGGAGUGGUCAUCCUCUCACCACUUCACACAUCAAUUCUCUUUUUGGCCUUACUGUGUGGACGAUUUCGAGUGGCUGAACUACUUCUCAGAAUGCGACAAUUUGAUCUCAUUCCAGCCAGUAUUCUCGUGGUACUCAUUCUUCAUCGACUUUAUCAAGAACCCACCUUUCCCGAACAGGUACGUUGUGAACUUCAACAAAUCGCCAGUCUAGUGGAAGCCAUCGCUGUGGAUGUUUUGACACUGGUGUCAUUGAAGGACAACACUCCAGAGAAGGAGAUCUGUCGAGGCAUACUCAACGCACCUCUGCGGAUUUGUGGCGACCUCUCUUUAAUUGAUCUCUGUGCUCAGGCCAAAUGUACCAACCUCCUGAGUCUACCCAUCUGUCAGCGUGUCCUCGAUGAACGCUGGCGUGGUGUCCUAACCCACUUACCCAAUUGGAUUGGUUUUGUGUCCCGAUUUUGUCCCCUCGUAGCGAUAGCCUUCUUGGAGCGUCGUGCACGCAAGGAGAGAGCUAAAGCUCUCGCCGAUUUUAUUGCUGAUGCGGCUAGUUAUACCACUCCCAACGCCAACUCUACCAACAAUACAAAACAUCCUUCCAUGGAAACCGAUUUCUUUAGUACUUUCAAUAAAGAUGGUGACCCCUGGAAGUCGACAACAGUCACGGCUUCACCGCAUCAUAAACGUGGAACUCGUUCCAAGGAUCAUUCCACUUCCAUUCUACCGAUGAUACGAGAGAAAAAGGCAUCGGCACCCACUCCACUCACUGUCUAUGAUCGUCUUUCUCGACAAUACGGAUGGCAGGGUUCACCGCGAUUAUCCUUUGUCAAAGCCAUCUACGCCUCACCAGAGGUGAAGUUCUUCUUCCAUUCCAUCUUCCAUGUCAUCUUUCUUGCCACCUUCACUGUGGUGCUUGUCAAUUCCCUUCAUUAUAAACUUCGUGUCACCGAGUGCUGUGCCAUUGCCUAUGUGAUUGGCUAUGCGGUGGAGGAGAUCCGUCAAAUCAUUAUUGAAUCUCUACGUGGACAAUUUAGUAAUUACUUCAAGGACAGUUGGAAUACCCUUGAGAUAUGUGCCAUUACCUUCACCUUGAUUGGAUUUUGGGCAAGAGUUGGGAAAAUUAACCAAUGGGCACCACCAGAACGCGAAGCCUACGAUCCCUCCUUCUACAUUGCUCGAGUGUGCUACCUCUUCGGUCUCCACCUCUUCUGUAUGCGAACCCUCUUUAUCACCUCCAUCUCACCGAUAAUUGGUCCACGGUUAAAGAUGAUGGCCGAUAUGUUGAGGAAGGAUCUAGUGCCCCUCAUUAUUGUCUUUGCCAUCUUCAUCUUCUCCUAUGGGGUAUCAUUUCAGGGUCUCAUGUAUCCCAACUCCUACAUUCAACAGACCCUUUCAAAUGGAACCAAGGUGUAUGGAAGGUUGCCCUUCCUUUCCACGGUGGAGAAGCUUAUCUCUCGUGCCUUCUACUCCAUGUUUGAAGUGAGUGUUGCACUUGAAGAGGCCGAAUGCAGACCGGAGGAAGAGUGUGGAAGUCAACUUGGCAAUAAAUUGGUCAUCCUCUUUGUUCUCAUCGCCUACACUGUGAUAGUCAAUCUUAUCCUCAUCAAUCUUCUCAUUGCCUUGUUCAGUAACACCGUCUCACGAAUUGGGAUGCAAUCAACAGCUCACUGGUUGGCAGAUCGCUAUCAAAUGGUGAAGGAGUAUCAAGAUAAAUCCAUGUUCCCACCACCGCUAAAUCUGCUUUCCAUUAUGGUGGAGAUUUGCUUCUGUUCCAGUCAGAUUUGUCGUUGUUGUUGUCGGCAUCGUCAUCAAAAGAAUGGUAAGAGUGAGGCUAAGGGCAUUAAUAGUCGAUCAGGUACUGCUGGACAUCGAGGUAAUAUCAGUGCCUCCGAAAGUCGCAGUUCUAUGGACCUCGAUGACAUUGAGAGUCAACACCACAUUACCAGCAAUACGCACAUCUGUGUGGACAAGGAGUUUGAACUCUACCACAAUGUUGCGAAACGCAAGUGGAAUAAACAACUGCGUAAUUCUCGACGAGUUCAGAAACUCACCCACAAUCUUCGCAGUGCCUUAUGGGGUCGUAGGACGGAGACGGAGGCGGUACUACAAUUUAUUUUGGUUCAGAGUUUUGCCCUAAAAGAUCGACGCUAUACGAUUGGUACGACAAACACGGCAUUACCCUCAGGCUGUACAAGUAUUACCACUGCCGCUGGUACCAUUGAACAUCGUCUGCAAGCUCUGGAGAAACGACUGGAUGAUUGGCUUCCACGCUUGAUUGAAGAGUUGAAGGCUCUAAAGGAGGCCCAACGUUCACCGUAUAGUCCUCCAGACUUCCAAAUGUCUCAAACUCUAGAACCUGGCGAGGGAUCAGAAAGGAUUCACGUAAACACAGAUGGACUUCAGGCGCCAACGCUUUCUGAGAGCUCCGAACGAGCUUCGGGCAUCUCAAUGAGAGUGCAUCAACCAUAUGACCUCUUGUACAGGCGACCCGUGUCGAAAUUAUAA